Molecule: messenger RNA, 1810 nt
Organism: Salvelinus namaycush (lake trout)
Lineage: Eukaryota; Metazoa; Chordata; Actinopteri; Salmoniformes; Salmonidae
Product: F-box DNA helicase 1-like
Exons: 6
Coding region: 256-873 (205 amino acids)
Biological process (GO): double-strand break repair via homologous recombination; replication fork processing
Cellular component (GO): nucleus
Molecular function (GO): ATP binding; DNA binding; 3'-5' DNA helicase activity
Source: RefSeq, a predicted model, not a curated record
GGGUGGAGAAUUUUGGGCUGAAAAGAAUCAUAGACAUUUGGGUUCUGAUGCAGCCAGAAAACAACCGCUCUCGAGGCAUCAAGGACAGCUUCAUCCGUAGGUUCACCCAGCAGAGUCUGGGGGGCUACUUUGGGCUGAAGAGUUACGCUAAAAAAACAGAGGACCGUGAGUUGGAGGGCAAACUCUCCAUGGUGGAGAAAUACAACAGCUCAAUCCCUGAGCUGGUGGAACGCCUCUACAGCUGCACAACUCUCCAUGGUGGAGAAAUACAACAGCUCAAUCCCUGAGCUGGUGGAACGCCUCUACGGCUGCACAGAGAGAGAGGCCCAACACGCAGAUUUUAUCCUGGGGACAGUACAUAAGUCAAAGGGUCUGGAGUUUGACACGGUGGUUAUCACUGAUGACUUUGCUAAGGUGCCCUGUGCCGCCCACAACUUACCCAGACUUUCCAGCUGCUCAGGAGGUGACAUCCCAGACGAUGAGUGGAACCUGCUGUAUGUGGCGGUGACUCGGGCCAAGAGCUCUCUGGUCAUCACCAAGAACAUCACCAACAUCCUCACGCUGGCUGGGGAGUACUUCCUGAGGACAGAGUUGACCAGCGCCCUGCUGACCGAGGGCCAGCCACCCUGCUGCUCCGUGCGGGAGUGUCAUAACCACAUCAUGCCCGACUGGCCCCUCGCCAUGUGCAAGCUGCCACUCCAAUACAUGGAUAGUGCAGACGAUGGAGGUCCUAUGUGUGGGGCGUGUGUGUUGCAGCGUAUCGGCCCCACGGCCAGUCUCCUAGCCUCCCCAGAACUGCUCAAGGUCCUGCCAGUGACGGAGGAGCGCCUGAACCUGCCCAUCAACUACGCUUUGCUGAUGGCUCUCUUCUGAGGGGACACGCUCACGUACUCACACACUUAACAUGCUGCUUGAGCUGUUCUGAAAACACACCCACACAACAUGAGACAUGAACCUCUCCACUGAUGUUGUCUUGGGGAAAAAAUCAGUCUGCGAAAUAGGCAUUUGAACUAGCCAAUUAUGGACCAGAAGGUAACAGUGUGGAACAGAGUUACUCAGCCAAUCUCCUAGAGACACUGACAAUGUGGUACCCUUGAUGAUGAUUGGCCUAGAGCUGCCCCCCAUGAUCUCUGUUAGUCUAAAGGUGUGUUCCUUGCUAAUUUGGAUAAAUGUUUGGGGCACAAUGCCAUUGUGAAAUCUAUAUGUCUUGUUUUUUAGUGGUUAUAUUUUGCUGCGAAGAAAAUGCACAAGUUCAGUCCUGUCUUUAAGUACGUCUCAUUUUCUACUUUACUUUUUAAAAUCUGUUUUUAUUUGUGAUGUCUUUUAAAAUUAUAACAAAAGAAACAUUUGUCUUCAGUUUGAGUACUUUGAGGUUAACAACAUAAGCAUUAUCAUAAGUCAUGUCCAUUGUUUCCAUAAAGACACAGUUGCCAAUACUCUAAUGGAAAUGGUAAAGACAAGUAUUUGUGGUUAAUUUGGAAUGCAAUAUAAAGUGCAAACUACCAUAUAAGGAAUAGGUGCCUUUUGGAAUGAGACCUGUGUCUGUGUUUGAGAGGAUCAAUACCGCUAUGUUUCAUGUCUACAUUGUUUUCCUGUGUUUGUAAUCAGAUUGUACAACAGCUGAUAUUUUACAGUUAACACUGUAAAAGUGGCAAUCAGUGUUAUUUCCUGGCCCACUAUGUUAACGUGGGUCGUACUGGGGUACGGAUUAAAAAAUUCCUCAAUCUGCCAUUGACGCCCAUUCAAAUUAUUCCUAAAGUUGCCUAGUCCAAUCUUGUUCAUUCUCUAAAAUAAAUGCCAUGUUUUCUCA